Molecule: messenger RNA, 2233 nt
Organism: Amphibalanus amphitrite
Lineage: Eukaryota; Metazoa; Arthropoda; Thecostraca; Balanomorpha; Balanidae
Product: lipase 3-like
Exons: 10
Coding region: 609-1841 (410 amino acids)
Biological process (GO): lipid metabolic process
Molecular function (GO): hydrolase activity, acting on ester bonds
Source: RefSeq, a predicted model, not a curated record
CAGACUUACGGACGGUCCGUACAGUGUACGGACGAACGGUAACUCAGCCGGUAGACGGUGAAUGGGACGGGCAGACGGACGCACGGACGGACGGACGGACAGAACAGACAGACGGACGGACGGACGGUGCAGUGUACGAACAGACGAACUGACGGACGAACGGCAGUGAAGUGUAUGUACUUACAUACCUACUUACGGACGAUUCAGUGUACGGAUAGACCGUAACUCAGACGGCAAGUAGAUCCCGACAAGGUAACCAGUGUACGGACAGACCAAUGUGCGAAAAAUAAACAGCGGAGGGAUUGGGCUGUUGACGGGCUGUACUGCUCACCGCAAAAAAAAAAAUGAUGGUGAUUUAGACGGCUCACGGACGGUUCUAACACUAGCGAACCGUGUGAACGGGAGGAAGCGUAACGUUUCCCGGUUCCACAGUGCACGGACAGUGACGUAACGUUUCCCGGAGUUAGUCUAUCCGGAUAGUGACGUGGCGUGACGUUAACCGGAACCAGGGUAGGUUCCUCUUAACGCGAAUCCGGUGAGGACUCGGACUGAGCUGUGGCGUCACCAAUUCGUGACUAAGCAAUCGUGGUGGCAGCUGAAGCCCCGUGAUGAACCUGAGCCUGCCCGUCGCCCGAUGGACGUUGUCGUUGUAUCUGCUCGCCAUGCUGAUGGCCUGUGCCGACUGUCGCCGUGCGCCUCAAGCGAAACGUAACAAGCUCUACCAAACAGUGCCGGAGAUAAUCGCCGCUCACGGGUACCCGGUGGAGGUGCAUCACGUGCAGACAGCCGACGGAUACAUCCUGGAGAUGCACCGGAUCCCAGGCGGUCGCGGCGGUUCGCAGGCCACCUCCCCGCCGGGCCGACCUGUCCUCGUGCUGCACGGGGUACAGGACAGCUCCGCCGGCUGGGUCAUCAACCCGAGAAAGUCACUCGGGUUCGUGUUGGCAGACGAAGGCUACGAUGUGUGGCUCGGAAAUAAUAGAGGAAAUACCUACGGACGGGCACACGUCACUCUUAAUCCCAAUAAACGUCGCUUUUGGGAGUUCACACUGGAUUCCUUUUCGAAGUACGACAACCCUGCCAUGAUAGACUACAUUCUGGAGACAACAGGCUACGACGAUCUUUAUUAUAUCGGAUUUUCAUCAAGCACCAUCUCCUUUUGGGCGAUGAUGAAUUAUUAUCCGGCUUACAACGACAAGGUUCGUUUUAUGGUGGCUCUGGGGCCGGUGGCCACAAUGAAGUACUUCAGAAGCAUAGUCAGGAUUUUUGUUCCAUUCAGGAAAGCUAUCCAGAAAAUGUCGGCUAUAUUCAGCCAUAACGAAUCGUUUCGUCACAAGCCGCUGUACGGCGUGCUGGGCAAGAUAUUCUGCAGCAAGCACUCGCCUACGGUGCCGCUGUGUGCGCUCGGGAUGUUCAUGCUGGCUGGCUGGGACCCGAAACAACUCGACAAGGCCAGCCUGCCGGUGAUAUUCUCUCAUGUUCCCGCUGGAACGGGAAGCCUGGUUAUGGAGCAGGUUUCACAGUACAUCGCAUCAGGUCGUUUCCAGCGCUAUGAUUACGGCAAAAAGCAGAAUCUGGUACGAUACGGUCAGCGACGUCCUCCAGAAUACUUUCCGGAGAAAGUGACUGCGCCCGUGGUGCUGAUCUGGGGUCCCAACGACAAAAUGGCCGACAAACGGGACGCGGCGCUGUUGGCGGCACGGCUGCCGAACCUGGUUCGCAGUGAGCCCGUCAACUGGCGCCUCUGGCAGCACCUCGACUUCAUGUGGGGCAUCGACGCCAACCGUCUAGUCUACAGUCGUGUUAUUCACUACAUGGAGCAGUUUGGCGGAGCGCGCUGAGCUCCGCUCCCGUACGCGCUGCCGUCAGGAGUGUUCCGGUCGCUUCUUACGAUAAUGUGCCCAGGAUAGGGCAGCCGGGCCAGCAACGGCAGAUCAAAAUCAAAAUAUUAAUAGGUGCAUGUUUUCCCAGUUAAGCUGAUUGUCUUUGACCCGAUGCCUGCUUCUGACUUUUUAUCACAAUGAAGCGAAACAUACCUGGCGAACGCCAAGGUAGCCUCUGGCCGCUACAGGGUGACCAUGUGAUCAGGUGAUAAUGAAAUAUGUGAUCUGCUGAAAAGAACAAAAUAAACCUGCUUAGAUGUCAAAUAACAACGAUGUUAUGUUACGAUAUUUCGACAAAUCACGGAAUUUUGACAUUAACGUGCUGGCAACAUUACAACAAGAAUUGUCUC